This is a messenger RNA of Diospyros lotus (date-plum), 2363 nucleotides long. RefSeq names its product WRKY transcription factor 44. Gene Ontology annotation, molecular function: DNA-binding transcription factor activity; sequence-specific DNA binding. The record is from RefSeq and is a predicted model, not a curated record. Bases 646 to 2091 code for a protein of 481 amino acids. Lineage: Eukaryota; Viridiplantae; Streptophyta; Magnoliopsida; Ericales; Ebenaceae. Gene Ontology annotation, biological process: regulation of DNA-templated transcription. The transcript has 6 exons.
AGAAACAGCAUUAAAUUCAAUUGGGUUUCUGAAAAUUUUCUUCCGUUUUCUUGAUAAGGGAAAAAUUUUACCCCUUGACCUUUCAAAUGCGUGGAUUGUGAACUACCAAACACACAUUUUGGAGAAGAAAGAGAGGAAAGAAGAAGAGAAACUGCUCAAAAUUUCGUGUAGUGGGUUGAGAAAAUCUUCUCUCUCCCCCCCCCCCCCCCGCCUCUCUCUCUCUCCCGAGAAACCACUAUUUUCAAAAGCUCAAGAACUCAGAAGUUGGAAAUUCCGAUGAUGCUGUUUUCUCUCUCUGUGAAUCAGAAGAGACAAAGCCCAUAUUGUUGAUGCCACUUAAAGCUUUCCUCUUUCUCAGUGCCAAGAGUUUUGUUCCUCCAUAUCACGACAUGUAUAUGCAUGAGUAUUUUAUUCUUUUUUAAUUCUUUUUGAAAAGCAAACAAGAAGAGUUGUUUACUUUUUAACUUUAUUUAAGAUUCUGGGUUCCAGAUCUCGGUGUAGGUACAGUUUAAUGCUAUAAAAUGGAUGGUCGAUGAGAUUCAUUACCUUUGGGACAGAAAUUUGGACGCGGAUUGAUUCAAGAUGGUCAAUAUGCAGCUUUGAUGAACCAAAAGACUUGACUAGUAUUUCUUGCAAUAAUCGAUAAUGGAGGUUAAAGAGGCAGAGCGGAUAGUUAUUGCCAAACCAGUUCCUUCAAGGCCUACUUGUUCCACCUUCAAAUCAUUCUCGGAGCUCCUUGCUGGUGCCAUAAAUUCCUCUCCCUCUCCCCCUCCCUCUAAUGUAUGUUCUCAAACUGCAAUUACUGCCAUUAGACCAAAAACUGUGAGAUUCAAGCCAACAGGGAAUCAUGCUCCAUUUGGGCUGGUUUCUUCCCAGGCCAAUAUGCCGGGGGCUGCCGCUUGUUGUUCAUCUGAUAAGGUGGAUAGGGCCUCGAAUUCAGACAACAAAUCUACUGUAGUAUACAAGCCCUUAGCAAAGGUUGCAUCGAGGACGAUGUUUUCUCUGUUGGCGAAUCAGGGGAACUCCAACAUUAGUCAUCAACAAGCUCCAGGUCAGGUGGAAGUCUGUGUUCAACCGCCAACCAAAUAUGAAUAUCAUUUUGGAUCUGCCCUUGAUUCAAAUCUUCAUCAGAAUAUUCCAUUGCAAACAGAAAGGGAGAAGAUGACUGAGUCAUCCCAGAUAGCAUCACAGAGUAUGGAAGACGAUCAAAGGUUUUUGCGGCCCACUAGUAAUGGGGAUCGACCCUCUUAUGAUGGGUAUAACUGGAGGAAGUACGGGCAAAAGCAGGUUAAAGGAAGUGAGUACCCAAGAAGUUAUUACAAGUGCACGCACCCGAAUUGCCCCGUGAAAAAGAAGGUUGAGAGGUCGUUGGAUGGCCAGAUAGCAGAAAUUGUCUACAAAGGGGAGCACAACCAUUUGAAGCCUCAGCCUCCUAAGCGCAAUGCAUCAGAUGGACAAGAGCAAGGAUUUGUAUCUGAUGGGACCGUACAAGAGACAAACAACCGAUCAUGGAGUAACCUACUCAAUGAGAAGAAUGAUGAUUUUGAAGGUAGAACGGAAAACCAGGAUGAAGUUGGAUUGCCCGGCUUCUCAACUUAUUCAGGCAAAGCCCCGUUGUCUUAUGAUCCUGCUACUGCUGGGGCAGGCAAUACUGGUUUGAGAACUCGCCAGAAUUCUAGUGGUCUUAGAAGGGCUUGUGAGCAAGAAAGAAACCAGGGGUCGGAAGCAGAAGACAAAGAAACUCUAAGUAAAAGAAGGAAAAUUGCGAAUGAACCGGGCACAUCAGGGGAAGGAGUGCAAGAGCCACCUGAUGCCGUUCAGAGUGCAACAGAUCCCGAGACAGUAAGUGAUGGCUUUCGUUGGAGGAAAUAUGGGCAGAAAGUUGUCAAGGGAAGUCCAUAUCCCAGAAGUUACUAUAGAUGCACCAGUCUCAAGUGCAAUGUGCGCAAGCAUGUCGAAAGAGCAUCAGACGAUCCAACUACGUUUAUCACCACAUAUGAGGGGAAACACAACCAUGAUGUUCCCACCAAGAACAUGAAUCCACCUGCAUCUGAACCGGAUUCACAGGCUGCAACUUCAGAGGACAAAUGACGAUUGGUGCUGCAGAAGAAAACGAUCCCAACCGAAGAACUAUUCUGGACAAAGGGUAUUUAGAAAGAGUUCUAGAUCCCAUCUAAGACAAGGAUUUGAGUAGUUUUGACACUCUAAUAACAAAGGUUUCCUUGUAAAGACCAAACAAAAAAAAGAAAAGAAAAAAGGAGGGUAAUUGGAAUCAUUUGAUGGGUAUUUUUGUUGUCUUUACUGUCUACUGCCUAAUUGGAAUCAUUUGAUCUUUUGAUAGAGUGAAGAAUCAUAUCUAUGCA